CAACAAAAGAUUCUCGUCCAGUAAAUCCGUCUUCAACCCUAGCCGAAGAUACGGGAGCUUCUGGCGCGUGUUUAUAUUCGACUGUAGUUUCCAUAAAAAAGAUUUUUUGGGCGGCAACGAAGAACCUAUCCGAAGAAGUAGGCGUCGAAGAAAUGGAUCGGUAUCAGAGAGUGCAGAAACCGAGGGAGGAGACCGCCAUCAAUGAAAAUGAGAUCCGGAUAACUGCCCAGGGAAGGAUGCGCAGUUACAUCACGUAUGCGACUAGUCUACUUCUGGAAAAAGAUUCGAAUGAAAUUGUCUUCAAGGCCAUGGGAAGAGCUAUUAACAAAACUGUCAUGAUUGUGGAGCUAAUAAAGAGAAGGGUUGUGGGUCUUCAUCAGAAUACUGAAAUUGGUUCUACAGAUAUCACUGACACCUGGGAACCUUUAGAAGAAGGCCUACUUCCGCUUGAAACUACAAGGCACGUGUCUAUGAUCACAAUUACCUUAUCGAAGGAGGAGCUGGAUACAUCCUCUCGUGGCUACCAGUUGCCUUUACCAAAGGAUCAGGUGAAACCAUUGGCCGAAUUUGAGGAUGAUGGAGAGGAUUUUUCUGGUGGUCAAGGCAGAGCCCGUGGUGGUCACGGUCAGGGAAGAGGCAGAGGCAAUGGAUUCAUGGCUAUGGAUUACAAUGGUGAAGGAUGGGACAAUCGUGGGUAUGGAAGGGGUGGUUGGAAUCGUGGCCGUGGCUUUCGAGGCCGUGGCAUUCGAGGCCGUGGCCGAGGAGGUUAUGGAGAUCUAACUUAUUACCAACAAGAGAAUGGUGGCUAUAAUGAAGAAUAUUCUGUUCCUACUCAGGGACGAGGUCGUGGCCGCGGUCGCGGUCGCUUUCGUGGGAGAGGUCAAGGUCGAGGAAGGGGUCGUGAUUUUCGAUCUAACGGGCCAAUCCAUACAGAAGCCGUCGGAGCAUGAUUUGGUUGGCAUAGUCGCAUGAAAGUCUUUGUUUAAUAUGUUUUGGAUGUCUGCUUCGUAUUACUGGAUUGUUGCAUGUCAUGAGUGUAUAUCUGGAUUUGAUCUAUGUCUAGUAAGUUGAUCUGCAAAUUUCUCAUCGUUUUUGUAGGUGUAGGAGACGAGUAUUUUUUUAUUGCAGUUUUCACCUCAGAUUUAUUCUAAUUGUAUCGUUUGAAUAAUUAAGCCUUUCAUUCUUUUGUUUAUUUA
This is a messenger RNA of Phalaenopsis equestris, 1196 nucleotides long. RefSeq names its product heterogeneous nuclear ribonucleoprotein A1, A2/B1 homolog. Lineage: Eukaryota; Viridiplantae; Streptophyta; Magnoliopsida; Asparagales; Orchidaceae. Bases 153 to 950 code for a protein of 265 amino acids. Gene Ontology annotation, molecular function: RNA binding. The record is from RefSeq and is a predicted model, not a curated record. The transcript is spliced from 9 exons.